CGGUUCGAACGCAGAUUCGAGUUUUUUUCCUUCCGAAUAAGAAUCGUCGCAUAACGACCAUAAUGUUCAGCUGGUCUAAAAGAGAAGGGAAGAAAGACCCAGAUCUUUUCCAAAACGUAUCGGAGGGACUGAAGCGCCUCUACCGCACCAAACUCUUUCCUUUAGAGGACUCCUAUCAUUUCCACGACUUCCAUUCACCGGCUUUAGAAGAUGCUGACUUUGAUAACAAGCCCAUGGUGCUGCUGGUGGGACAGUACUCGACCGGGAAAACCACCUUCAUUAGGCAUUUAAUGGAGCAGGAUUUCCCCGGGAUGAGAAUAGGCCCCGAGCCGACGACGGAUUCCUUCAUAGCGGUUAUGCACGGUGAACAGGAAGGCAUGAUACCUGGUAAUGCGCUGGUUGUCGAUCCAAAAAAGCCUUUCCGAAAACUCAACGCCUUUGGUAACGCUUUCCUCAAUAGGUUCAUGUGUGCUCAGUUAAACAACCCCGUCUUGGAGAGCAUCAGUAUCAUCGAUACUCCAGGCAUCCUGUCAGGGGAGAAACAAAGGAUCAGCAGAGGCUAUGACUUUGCAGCAGUUCUUGAGUGGUUCGCCGAACGAGUGGACAGAAUCAUCCUGCUCUUCGAUGCCCACAAGCUGGACAUCUCUGAUGAGUUCUCAGAGGUGAUCAAGGCCCUGAAAAACCACGAGGACAAGAUGCGUGUGGUUCUGAACAAAGCUGACCAGAUCAGCACCCAGCAGCUGAUGAGGGUGUAUGGUGCCCUCAUGUGGUCACUGGGGAAGAUCAUAAACACCCCCGAGGUGGUCAGAGUGUAUAUCGGCUCAUUUUGGGCUCAGCCACUUCUGAUCGCAGAUAACAGGAAGCUGUUUGAAGCGGAGGAGAAGGACCUCUUCAGCGACAUUCAAAGUCUUCCCAGGAAUGCAGCCCUACGGAAGCUCAAUGAUCUGAUCAAAAGAGCACGUCUCGCUAAGGUACAUGCUUACAUUAUCAGUUCUCUGAAGAAAGAGAUGCCUAGUGUAUUUGGCAAAGACUCAAAAAAGAAAGAGCUUAUUACCAACCUGGGUGCAAUCUAUGAAAAGAUUCAGAAAGAGCACAACAUUUCACCAGGAGACUUUCCUAACCUAAAGAAAAUGCAGGAGUUGCUAGCUGCUCAGGACUUCACCAAAUUUCCUGUCAUGAAGCCAAAAUUAAUGGAGUCAGUGGAAGACAUGCUAGGUAAUGACAUUGCUAAGCUCAUGACGCUGGUCCGUAAGGAGGAGGCCGCCAUGCCCAGCCAGUCAGUGAAGGGUGGUGCGUUUGAGGGAACCAUGAACGGGCCGUUUGGUCACGGAUAUGGAGAAGGUGCAGGGGAAGGCAUUGAUGAGCUGGAGUGGAUCGUGGGCCGUGAUAAGCCAUCCUAUGACGAAAUAUUCUACACCCUCUCGCCAAUUAAUGGUAAGGUAUCUGGUGCCACGGCUAAGAAGGAGUUGGUGAAGUCCAAGCUGCCAAACACAGUGCUCGGAAAGAUUUGGACUCUGGCAGAUGUUGACAAAGAUGGCUACCUGGACGAUGAAGAGUUUGCGCUGGCGAAUCACCUGAUCAAGGUAAAGCUAGAGGGGCAUGAGCUUCCAGCUAAACUGCCCGCUCACCUCGUGCCACCUUCCAAACGGGCGGAGCAGAAUUGAAGAGCCGGCUUGAGUUGAUUGGAUCUCAGUGGCUCUCAGCUACAUUCCAAAUUGCCCAAGCCAUAUCUUCUAGCUUUUUUGGCCAUUCAGUUAACUAACUUGUCAUCAGGAACUGGAUUUCUGUCUUAAACAUAGAUUUGUAGGAAGGGUUAUAAAUCAAAAAUGCUUGGCUUCGAAUGAUAGGACUGAGAGAUCCAACCAAGAAGAACUUAUGUGCCAGUGAGAGACUUUUUCUUUCUUCUUCUUAAUUUUUAAUAUGGCUUAGAAAUGGAGAAACCACUAUGAGCACAGAAAGAAAUUAAAUUGAUUGCAAAACUUCUAUGGUACUGUUGUGUUUAAUGGACAUUGGAUUGAGGCCGUAAAGCAGCAGGCAAAGAGGAUGUUAAGGGGGCUCUUUAAAGAAACAAAAAUGUGAAAAAUAUUCCAUAUAUGAUAUAUCCAAACAUAAUUGCUGUUUUUUGGGGGUUUUUUUUGCAAAACGUCCUUAACUUAUUCUUUUUCUUUAAAGCUAUUAUAUCUGUAUUUUGUAUUUUCAAAUUUGAAAAUUGAAUACUGUUUUCUGAUUUAAUAUCUCUAAACUAUAUCCGUAUACGUAAUCUGUAAUUUUGAGGCUGUAUCUUUAUUUUCUAUUGGGAUUAUGUGAUCUGAAACCCUCACCUUCAUUUGAAUGCAGCAAUUUCAUUGACCAAUAAAAGAGUUUAUUUGUAAA
Rhinichthys klamathensis goyatoka is the source of this 2373-nucleotide messenger RNA. RefSeq names its product EH-domain containing 1a (gene ehd1a). Lineage: Eukaryota; Metazoa; Chordata; Actinopteri; Cypriniformes; Leuciscidae. The record is from RefSeq and is a predicted model, not a curated record. The coding region runs from base 63 to 1664 and encodes 533 amino acids. Gene Ontology annotation, biological process: endosomal transport; clathrin-dependent synaptic vesicle endocytosis. Gene Ontology annotation, molecular function: calcium ion binding; GTP binding; protein binding. The transcript is spliced from 5 exons. Gene Ontology annotation, cellular component: plasma membrane; presynaptic membrane; clathrin-coated pit.